UUGACAACUCGGUCUCAUUUGGCAGUGAAAAGUCGCAUGGAUUGGACACGUUUUUCCCAUGAAAAAUAUACCUAAAAAUAAAUCUGCAAAAAUGUAUAUAUACCAAGUUAUUUGAUAAUUAAAUCAACAACAAUCCCCCGCAGUGUGAAAAGUAGUGUUCGAUUUUGUGUGCUAAGUUUUUCGAUUGUGCAACGCAAGAAAAGUGCGGUAAAAUCGCCUAACUGCUGCUGCUCUUCCGAAAGCCUCCGUAAAGAAAAAAAAAAACGAACGGCAUCUCCAAUAUCAGGAAGCGAUCCGAAAUUUAGCAUCGAUUCUUCAACACAGUUCAGCAGUGAAAACGCUUUUUUUGUGUAAUCGCCUUUCUUCGGUUCUCAUCUAAGGAUCAAGAUCAUGAAGACCACCAUGGAAGGAUCGGCGGAAGGGAAGAAGGUCUACAAAUUGGUUUUGACUGGAGGACCUUGUGGCGGUAAGACGACCGGUCAGGCACGGUUGUGCACUUUCUUUGAAAACCUCGGAUGGAAGGUGUUUCGAGUGCCUGAAACGGCCACUGUACUCCUCAGUGGUGGAAUCAAGUUUUCAGACCUGACAACCGAUGAAGUAUCCCAAAAAGCAAGUGACCAUCGAACAAUUUUCAAAGACGGUAUUCCGGAGCACAGUGUCGAUAAAACAGCGUCCUGUCCCCGUUGCUUGGCCGCAGCUGCCGAUAAGCCGAACGGUAGUGAGGCCUACAAGUUCCAGGAAAAUUUGCUUCGUACGAUGAUUCAGAUGGAAAACACCUUUUUUGAGCUUGGAAAAUCAUGUACACGAAACUGCCUGAUUAUCUGCGAUAGAGGUGUAAUGGACGCCAGUGCAUUUGUUUCCAAAGAAAAAUGGGACCGUAUGAUGAGGACGAAUAGCUGGAACUCGGUAGAGCUGCGCGACAAUCGUUACAACCAUAUUGUCCACAUGGUAUCGGCAGCCAACGGUGCAGAAGCUUUCUAUUCUACUGAAGAUCAUGCUUGUCGAUCGGAAGGAGUCGAUUUGGCUCGAGAGCUGGACUACAAAUCGGCAGCUGCCUGGAUUGGACACCCGUACUUUGAUGUGAUUGAUAAUUCGAGUGAUUUUGAAAGUAAGGUGAAUAGGAUGAUCGAAUGCGUUUGCCAAAAGCUUGGUAUCGACACUGGCGAUCGUCUGUUGACUACUUCUAAGAAAGUCAAAUUCCUGGUGUCAGACCUGCCAAAGGAUUCCGCCUUCCCGGCGUUCCAAGACUUCGAAGUUGUUCAUCACUAUCUACAAUCGGCUGGUCCACGGGUGCAAGCCAGGCUGCGGAAACGCGGUCAAAAUGGCCACUUCAGUUAUAUUCAUACGAUUCGUCGUCCACAUCUUCACGGGCAAUCGAUUGAAGUAAAAACACAACUUACACACCGAGACUACUUGAACAUGCUCACGCAACGUGACGACGCUCACUUUACCAUCUACAAAAAGCGUCGCUGCUUCCUUGUGAAUAACCAAUAUUUCCAAAUGGAUAUUUACAAAGAUCCAGGCCAUCCAAGGUGCAAGGGGUUAAUUCUGCUGGAGACGUACACCUCGCUGAGUGGCGAUAAGCUGAAAGGUAUUCUACCGAAGUUUCUCAACAUAGUGAAGGAAGUUACUGGCCAGCCAGAUUACUCUAUGUUCAAUUUAUCGUUGAAGGAGGAUUGGAGUAACACGAAAAAAUUCUGCUACUCCCUUCAUGAUCAAGAUGAAGGUGAGUUUAGAGCAAAUGGACACUCGCAAAAAAUGAUUAAUGGUAAAGCUUAAUGGUUAUUAAGUGUAUUAUUGCUAUUUUUUUCUAACCUCAAUUACAUCUUUUAAUUGUGUAAUAGUAUACUCUCGCUCGAGUAACAUUUUGUAACAUGAUUAGCUAUAUUUGAUUUCUAUUUGCAUCUUUGAAUAUUUCCCUCCAAAGAGCGACAUUUUCAUAACUUUUUUUCUUUUAAGAACCAGUGGUUUUAAAUUAGAAAUCUACUGUUAAAAAUACUUCAUUUGGAUAUUUUUUGUAUUUUCUCUAUUUGCUCAAAACCUAUUGCCCCGCAGAGGAACGUGUUAAAUAACAUGGUGUAUAAACAUUUUUUGCAGUUUUUGUAACAGGCAAAGCAACAGCAUAAACAAUAGCAAAUGCCCUUUAUUGGUUGCCUGCAUGAAAUAUUUAAAUUGACCAGAGGUGAGCAGAGCUCCACUUUCUGAUCGAACUUAACAAUACUUAAAAAAACGAUGUUUACUUAAGACAGUUACUUAAAUAUACAUUCACUUAAAAGUGCUAGCAGCAGGGAAUAAACAAGCUUUAAACAAAAUAGAUGAGAGCAUAAUUUAGCCAACAAACAACUGUAUUUUUGCAAUCAAAUCAUCGUGUCGUAUUGUUAUACUAGUCCAGGUAUUUCUAAUGUUUUAGUUAUCAUUUCAUUCAGAUAUAUUUUAACAGCCAAAUAUAUUGUCUUCGAAUAUUUAAGUCAUUCAACAAUUAAGAGCAAAAUUUCAAAUAGAUUGGCUAAAUUAUCUCUGUCCUCUCAAUCGCGCAGAAGAGGCGUACGUAAUUUGUAGAAGACAAAAAAAAAACAAAUCAAGCAAAGCAACCAUCAAAUCUGUUUUGAUUGUAUUUUAUAUGAAAAUAUUGAACCUUUUCUCAGAACAAGCACUGUAUUUGCGUUUGACAACAUAAAUCCAUAAACACUGAACUGCUAAAAA
This is a messenger RNA of Aedes aegypti (yellow fever mosquito), 2703 nucleotides long. RefSeq names its product TRPL translocation defect protein 14 (gene Ttd14). Gene Ontology annotation, molecular function: GTP binding; phosphatidylinositol binding; phosphatidic acid binding. The transcript has 11 exons. The record is from RefSeq and is a predicted model, not a curated record. NCBI's taxonomy places the organism in Eukaryota, Metazoa, Arthropoda, Insecta, Diptera, Culicidae. Bases 391 to 1779 code for a protein of 462 amino acids. Gene Ontology annotation, biological process: photoreceptor cell maintenance.